Molecule: messenger RNA, 1335 nt
Organism: Penicillium alfredii
Lineage: Eukaryota; Fungi; Ascomycota; Eurotiomycetes; Eurotiales; Aspergillaceae
Exons: 2
Coding region: 1-1335 (444 amino acids)
Source: RefSeq, a predicted model, not a curated record
AUGGCUGAACCGACCCUUGAGAGUCUCCCCACUGAGCUUAAAAUUCUCAUUUUAUACCGAGUGCCGGAUCACGACACCCUCAAAUCCCUCGUGCUUGCAUCACCCGAAUACCACCAUGCAUACCUUGCGGUUAGACAGGAAUUGCUUGAAUAUCUUGUCCAUCAACAAUACUCUGGAUUUCUCGAUCUGGCGGACGCACUUACUGUUGUGCGGACUCAAGGCGUGUAUUUUAGCUCAUACAAGGAAAGCGCGAUUUCCUUGCUGGAUUGCUGGCGCCGCAGAAAUGAGACUCACAGUCUUGGCCAAGCCUUACGCAAACCCGACGGCCUAGAGGAAGUCAUAAAGCUCCUCCAGUUUCACAAACUUCUAAGCUUCUUUCUCGAGGACUAUUCGAUCAACGCACCACGCCCUCCAUGGAUUCAACCGGCACAGUGGAAAAAUGAAUAUCUGCCAUUGGGUUUCACGCCUUUAGAAACACGCCGUUUCCUUAGGGCAUUAUGUCGAUUCCAACUCCUACACAAUAUCUUUGGGGACCAAAUCGAGUGUGAACACGACUAUGAUGAAAUCCCCAAUUGUGAUAAACACCCUGAUUGUGAUAAACACGGGGUCAGACCGAUCUGGCAACUAGGGGAAUUCAAUGGAAGAAGAGGCCCCUCGAGAAUGAACAAUACUUGGCUUUGUGGUCUAGAGGCAUAUCGGUUGUUCUAUGGCAUAAUGCCCCCUUGGGAAUACGAAGAGAUGGGCUGUGUGUUUGGUUACCUUGUUUCCAAAAUCAAGCCUAUCUCUAAGGAGAUUGCAGACGACUUGCGACAACUCAUCAAAAACACACCGUCUGAGUUCUUUUGCGAUAUUAUUCCUAGGGAGCAGCGGCCGCCUGUUUGCGAAAUUGAGAUAGAAAGUGACCUUGAUCAUUUUGACAAACACUUUAAGGGCCUAGCGGGGCUGGGACCAGAAUUUCUAUAUCGCGUUCUCCAUAUGGAUCGGCUAUCACGACGCAAUACUGUUUGCAACAACACCAGGGGCUUCUGGCCGGGGCCAUUUAUUGGACUUCAAAUGGGGCUCUCGUGGGACAAACGGUUUCCAUUCAUAGAUCCAAUGGAUCGCCUUGAGUUUUCCCAACAUUUUGAACAGUUCUGGUCGGCUUUAUCGCCUCUUGAACAGCCCAGUGUUGGUUGGAAAAAAGCGAGGCUGGUGCCCUACAACGAAGGCGAUAGUUUUGAGGAUUCCUUGAAUUACAAUCGAGCUCAUGAAAAGGACUGGGAAUGGUGUUACGCUCUCUGGGAUGAGAGGAGAUUGCAGGAGUGGCGGGCGCCGUUGUUAGAAGAUGUUGUUUAA